AUAUAAUGUAUUAGUCCCAUCCUGAUCUGACGAUGCAGGGACUGAGUGAGCAGAUCAGUUUCUGUACCACAGUGUGAACGCCUGCUUUGCGCGGCUCUGUGUCAGGUUUGAUAUGGAUGUUUGUGCGCAGACGGGAGAUCAGGGAACACGUGAAAGCAGCGUGUAGCGCGUCAGGAGUGCGCGUUCGCCCUCAGCGCAGAUCAUCACUCCAUUAGAGCACGAGACCGGUUCUGGAUGUGAUCGCAGGCUUUCUGUAUUUCUCAUAUGUUUCAUUGUUUAAUGUUUUCUGUUCCUUGUAGUUCUAUCCCUGUCUCAGAGCACCAUGGCGUGGCCGUGCAUUAGCCGGGUGUGCUGUCUGGCGCAGUUCUGGAACCAGUUUGACAAAUCGGACCUGUCCGUCCCGCUGACUAUCCAGAACUACUCGGAUAUCGCAGAUCAGGAGAUCCGCUCGGUGACCGGAAACGUUCCCGCCGAGCGCGGGCAGGAGCGCGGGCAGAAGCGCGAUCACGCCACCCCGGAGCACAGGGACUCUCCCGCGCUGCAGGACGGCGGAGGCAACCGCGUGAGCCGCAGGCGCGCGGAGCCGAGUUACAAACCGCGCGAGGACGCGCCGUUCACCAGCGUGACACAGUACAAACAGGACUACAAACCGUGGCCCAUCCCGAAAAAAGACAACUUUCCGUGGAUCAGUAACGGCGUCGGGAAAAGCAGCCCGGCCAAGCAGCAGCAGCAGCAGCAAGCGCGCGCAGGAAAAGAGGAGCGCGCGAGCAGACAGAGACACGCGCAGAGCGAAGCCGCCAAAACGAGCUCUUACAGAGAGGAGUACAGGCCCUGGGCAGGGGUUCAGCCAUCCAAGCCUGUACAGAAAAGACCUACAUUCCUGGGUGUGGUUACCACUGACCCUCCUCCUGAGACCAGCUACCAGGCUGCCUUCAGUGCCGACUCACACAGACAUGGGGAAGUCAGUGUGCCAGACAUGACCGCAUGCAUACAGCCCAGCGUUACAGAGAUGGCAGGCAGGCCUGAGGUCAGUUCCAGACCAGAGGAGCAGCUGGUGAAGACAAAGUUGUCCCCUAAUCCUUCUGCUGUGUUCCAGAGUGGAUCACGAGUCUUCAACAUAUGACCAGUGGUCCAGUUAACCCAGAAAACAGAUAUGGACACGGGAUUUCACUGAGACAAUGCGCAUACAGCUCAUUGAGCUUUUAGAGAGCAUUUCAAAAGCUGCAACAACCUUUAACAGGCUGAAAGGGUAACACCGCUGAAGGUUAAAGUGAUUAUUUUAAAGUGACUGAUGGUAUAAUUAAACAAUCAAGGCUAUUUGUCUAAACCAUGCCAUGGUGCUGCAUGGAUAAAAAUGAUGAAGGAAUGUUGGGCUAAUUCCACAUGGUGAAAAAACUAUGCAAGAAAACAAAUUUCCAAAAUUAAUGUCUGUGUCAUGUAAGUCUCUAGUAUUUUGAUAUACAGUGGUACCCUUAUAAAUGAUUGGCUUCCUUCAAGAAAAUUAAUGAAAAAGUGGAAACGUCCAAAAACUGUUACAUCCAUGAAAAUUAUAUUUUGAGCUUAAGCAACAAGGCCCAUUGUAUAGUUUUAUUUAAACACUUUUAGCAGUGAGUACAGGUAGUGUGAUUUCUUUUUGACUACAAAAGUGCUUUUAAAUCACAACACGAUCAGCACAAUUAAUAUUUUGCAUUAUGUUUAGCAAAAUUUCUGGCACUUGUAGAUGAUCUGGGAGCACUCCCUUCUUGCAGAACAUUUCAAGCUCUUUUAUAUUCUAAGGUAUAGAUAUGAUGAGUCCCUUAAACACCAGCUACAAGCCAGCCCCAAAGCAUCAAUGACCCAAAACCAUAUUUUAUAUAUAUUUUUUCCCUUCACAGGUUUAUGGCUGUAUACAGUUCCCUUUUGUCACCAAAACAUGCUGAUGGUAUGCAUGAUCAAAAAGCCUGAUUUCAGUCUCCUCUGGUUAAAAAUACUUUAUGGUUGGACCAAAUUUUUUAUGGCCAUAAUUAUGCUUAGUGGUAUUGUAUCUGCAUAUGUAUUCAAGUGUUUUUUAAUUUAUGUUGACUAACAAUGAUCUGGUUAUUUGGUAUCAAAAGUUUUUUUGGGUUUUCCCCAUGUAAUAGAUGACAAAGGGAUUUUACAUCAGUUCAAGUUUAAAAUGAUUUUCAGGAUUUGCAAUGCUUGAAUUUAUUUCAAAUAUUCCUGCAAUAAUUCUUGCCUUGUUUUUGAGAGAAAAUAGUUAAUUCUAUAGUGCUAAUAAGAAUGAUUUUUAAUAAAUACUAUGAUAGUUUGUUGUGUGUAAAAACAAUAAAAA
This is a messenger RNA of Clarias gariepinus (North African catfish), 2311 nucleotides long. It is a transcript of the gene map6d1, whose product is annotated as MAP6 domain containing 1. Lineage: Eukaryota; Metazoa; Chordata; Actinopteri; Siluriformes; Clariidae. Gene Ontology annotation, biological process: cytoskeleton-dependent intracellular transport; microtubule cytoskeleton organization; regulation of microtubule cytoskeleton organization. The record is from RefSeq and is a predicted model, not a curated record. The transcript is spliced from 3 exons. Gene Ontology annotation, cellular component: microtubule; cis-Golgi network; Golgi-associated vesicle. Bases 323 to 1123 code for a protein of 266 amino acids. Gene Ontology annotation, molecular function: calmodulin binding; microtubule binding.